This is a messenger RNA of Solanum stenotomum, 3392 nucleotides long. RefSeq names its product putative receptor-like protein kinase At3g47110. Lineage: Eukaryota; Viridiplantae; Streptophyta; Magnoliopsida; Solanales; Solanaceae. Gene Ontology annotation, molecular function: protein kinase activity; protein binding; ATP binding. The record is from RefSeq and is a predicted model, not a curated record. Gene Ontology annotation, biological process: protein phosphorylation. The transcript has 3 exons. Bases 41 to 3193 code for a protein of 1050 amino acids. Gene Ontology annotation, cellular component: plasma membrane.
GCUAGCUACCUCAUUCUUGAAUACAUUGUCUGUAACAAGUAUGGUUUUUUCUCUAGACUUCAAGAUUCCAAUGCCAUUAUGUUCUUUUGUUUUCUAUCUAAUUACCCUCCUUUCAUUCAUGUUCAAUAUCUCACAUGCCUUGAAGUUACAGAAUGGUAAUGAAACUGAUAUCCAAGCCUUACUUGCCAUCAAAGAAAAGGUAACUCAAGAUCCUCAUGGUAUGUUUACUUCAUGGAAUAAUUCAGUCCAUUUCUGCAGCUGGGAAGGUGUCACUUGUGGCCAUCUUCAUCAAAGAGUCACUAAACUGCACUUAACAUCACUUGACUUAGUAGGUACUUUGUCACCUUUCAUAGGAAAUCUUACUUUUCUUACUAGUCUCAAACUUGAGCUCAACAAUUUCCAUGGAAAAAUCCCACCACAGGUUGGUGGUUUGUUUAGGCUUCAGCAUCUUAGUUUGACUAAUAACUCAUUUUCUGGAGAGAUACCGAUAAAUCUUUCUCGUUGUUUGAAUCUUGUUAUACUUGGUGUUGGUUGGAAUCAGUUGUCUGGAAAGAUUCCAUUUGAACUUGGUUCAUUGCAAAAGCUUGAGAGAUUGCAAGUUCAUAACAACAACCUCAAUGGACCAAUCCCGGAAACCUUAGGUAAUCUUUCCGCAAUCAAAUCACUUUCCUUAUCGGUUAACAAUUUGGAAGGAACUAUUCCAAGUUCUCUUAGUCAAUUGAAGACAUUGAAUGUUCUUGGUUUGGGUAUAAAUAAGUUAUCUGGUAUUGUACCUGCUGAAAUUUUUAAUCUUUCAUCUCUUGAGAUAUUCACAGUUUGUUAUAAUCAGUUGUAUGGAACUUUGCCAUCAGACUUUGGUUUAAGUCUUCGUAAGUUGAAAGUUCUUAAGAUUGGUCAUAACUGGUUUACUGGACCCCUUCCAAAGUCAUUAUCUAAUGCUUCAAAUCUAGUUGAACUUGAUGCAUAUGGUAGCAAUUUCACUGGCAAAGUGUCAAUUGACUUCGGGGGGUUAUCGGAUCUUUGGUGGCUGAUUCUUGCAUCAAAUUCCAUUGGAACAGGAGAAGUUGAUGACUUGAGUUUUUUCAAUUCUUUGGGUAGAUGCAGAAACCUGAAAGUUCUGGAUUUGAGUGAUUGCAAAUUUGGAGGUGAGCUACCUGAUUCUAUUGCAAAUUUAUCGACGACUCUUCUGUCACUAAGAUUGGGAGGUAAUCAACUAUUUGGUUGUAUUCAUUCAGGAAUAGGGAAUCUUGUUAACUUGACUGAAUUGCAACUGCAAAAGAAUGAUUUUUCAUGUAGCAUUCCUGAAGUCGUUGGCAAUCUUCGUAGGCUUCAGUUAGUGGAUUUGUCCGAAAACAAGUUUUCAGGAAGUAUUCCAUCUUUUAUGUCUAACAUGACUCGAUUAUAUUCACUUCAUUUGGAAAAGAAUGAGUUAACUGGUAAUAUUCCCCUUAGUUUUGGCGAUUUCCGGUACUUGCAAGAUUUAGACCUUUCUCAGAAUCAUCUUAGUGGUACCAUACCAGAUGGAUUUAUGAGUUUGUCUUCCUUAACAAAUUCUCUUAAUCUUGCUGACAAUCAAUUGUCCGGUCCGCUAUCAGUUGAAAUUGGAGCUCUCAAUAAUCUUGGAAGAUUGGAUAUUUCUAAUAACAUGUUGUCUGGGAAAAUUCCUAGUAGUAUAGGGAGGUGUGUAGGUUUGGAAAGCCUUGUUUUAGCUGGCAACUUAUUUGAAGGUAUAAUUCCUUCAUCCAUUAGUUCUUUGAAAGGUCUUGAAGAAUUGGAUCUUUCGUGCAACAAUUUAUCUGGGCAGAUUCCAACAUCCCUUCAACUCAUUUCCUUAAAAAAAGUGAACUUAUCUUUCAACCAGUUUGAAGGUCAGUUGCCAACUGAAGGUGUUUUCAGGAACGCAACUGCAAUCUCCGUAUCAGGGAAUAGGAAACUUUGUGGGGGUAUACCGGAACUGGAGUUGCCAAUAUGUCCGAACGCUGACCCUGAUGGUAGUGAUAAGUCCAGAAGCAUUAAGCUAAUGAUCCCUCUUCUUUCUGGACUUGUUGCACUGGUUUUCAUCAUGUCUUUAGUCAUAAUCAUUCGGUUAAGAAAGGCAACGGGAGAGCCUUCUUUAACAUCUUCACCGGUUACUUAUGAGAGCCUAUAUAGGGCGACAAAUGGAUUCUCUUCUGCCAAUUUGAUUGGAAAUGGUAGCUUUAGUUCUGUUUACAAAGGGGUACUUGAUCCAGGUCAAUGUAUGGUUGCGGUGAAGGUGAUAAACAUUGACCAACAAGGGGAUACUUCUAAGAGCUUCAUGGCUGAGUGUGAGGCCUUGAGAAACAUAAGGCAUCAAAAUCUUGUUAAGAUCUAUAAUGCCUGUUCAACUAGUGAUUUUGAGGGUAAUCCGUUUAUAGCUUUAGUUUACGAAUACAUGCCUAAUGGGAGCUUAGAAAGUUGGUUGCAUCCUAUUCCGGGAGCUGAUGCCUCAACUAAUGAGGUGAGGAUACUAGGUCUAGUCGAAAGACUAAGCAUUUCUAUUGAUGUGGCUUGUGCACUGGAAUAUCUUCAUAACCAUUGCCAUAAUCCAAUUGUGUUGUGUGAUCUGAAACCGGACAACAUUCUUCUCGACAAUGACAUGACUGCCCAUGUAGCUGAUUUUGGAUUAACAAUGUUUUUCUCAGAAACCAUGAGCAAAUAUAGUUCAAUUGGAUAUGCUGCACCAGAGAACAGCAUAGGAGGUAAGGCUUCCGAAUUUGGUGACGUUUACAGCUAUGGGAUCCUUCUACUAGAGAUGUUUACUGGAAAGAGACCUACUGACAGCAUGUUCGAAAAUGGACGGAGUCUUCACAGUUUUGCUAAGACGGCUUUGCUUGAUGAAAUAGUAGACCCGAUGCUUCUACCUAGCAACAGCAGAGAAAGACAAGAGGCUGAGGAAGAAGGAGUACUUAUCAAUCAAGAUGAUACUAGUAUAAAACAAGAGCAGGAAUGCUUGAUCUCGAUAAUACAGAUUGGAGUUGCAUGUUCAGCUGAAUCCCCGAGAGAAAGGAUGGAUAUCGGGGAUGUUGUCAAGGAACUUCAACUAAUUAGAGACAUUCUCCUUGCUUCUCAUGCAAUUCACAGCUCAACCAGCGGGAGCUUGAGGUUCGAAGGGUCUUCCAGUCGUUCUGUUACUAGUAACUGGCAAAAUUUCACAUCAUUUCGUUUGCCUUGAUGUUUUUGGCUCUUAUAUAACAAAUUACUUUAGCAGAUUGAAGAUGUUAAUCAUCAUCAGUUCAAUUAUUUGUUCAGUUGGCCUAAUGCUGGUUAGUUUAGUUGAGCUUAAGCAAAUGGAAUUGGAAUUGUCUAUGUAUAUGAUGUUAUGACUUGGCCAAACACAUACACGACCCCUUUAGCUCGUCUCGAAAUCUCAU